AUGGCCACAACAAUCGUCAAGCCUCCAGAUUCAACUUAUACAUUUUCCAGCCAACCAAAAGCUGUACAACAAAGAAAAAAAUAUCGAGAGCAGACAACAUAUCCAUCGGAUGAGCUAGGAAACUAUGGAAAUAUUAUGUAUGAUCGUCGCAUUAUUCGUGGUAAUACAUAUGCAUUGCACACAUUACCAGCCCAUGCUCAACCUGAUCCGAUUGAACUACAACGUCAGCAAGAAGCUAAAAGACGUGCCUUAGCUCGUAGGAAAGCUCGUGAACAAUUACGAACGAGAACUCCUGAACCUGUGCACGGAAGAAAACACAUUGAUGUACAAACAGAACUAUAUUUAGAAGAACUAAGUGAUCGUAUUGAAGAAGCGGAUGUUGAAAUUCAGACAGACGCAUUUCUCGAUCGUCCACCAUCACCACUAUUUAUUCCUCAAAAAACAGGAAAAGAUAUCACAACACAAAUUGAAACUGGAGAUCUAUUUGAUUUUGAUUUGGAAGUUAAACCAAUUAUUGAAACUCUAACUGGUAAAACAUUGGAACAAGCUCUCAUCGAAGUAGCUGAAGAAGAAGAAUUAGCUGAAAUUCGUGAACAACAACGUGAAUAUGAAGAAAUGCGUAAUGCUGAGAUAAUAGAAUUACAACGUCUUGAAGAACAAGAACGACGAUUGAGAGCCGAAAAAGAACGUCGUAUGAAACAAGCACAAGAAUCUCUGCAAUUGGAACAAGAAAUACAACAGAAAAUAGCAGCACGAGCAUUUGCCAAAUCUUAUUUACAAGAUCUUGUACCAAGUGUAUUUAAUAAUCUAAGAGAGAAUGGAUACUUUUAUGAUCCAAUUGAACAUGAAAUUGAAUUAUCAUUUAUGCCAUGGUUAAUGGAUCGUACCAUGAGACAAGUGAAUCAACUCGUCCUUGGACGUACACUAUUAGACUCACUUAUUCGAGAUGUUGUAUCAAAACGAACUGAUGAUUAUGAAAAAUUAGAGGAUACUUUAAGAAAAAUAAUACAGGGUGGUGUGGAUAUGGGAACAUCGACAGGAGAUCAACUUCAAUCAACAAAUGAAUAUGAACAACAGCCACAACAAGAACAAGAACAACAACAAAAUGAAUCAGAUAUCAAUGCAAAUGCAGCACAAAAUGAACGUCUGUUUCCACGUGGAUACUCAGCUGUUGAAAUUCGACAAGUUCGAACAAUUGCUGAUAAAUCAUUACCAUAUUCGAUACCAAAUACAAAAAGACACAGUUGUCGAUCUCGAACAUUUAAACAAGAUGAUACAAAUAUAAUUGAAAAUAACAAAGCUGUUCUUCGAACUAAAUUAGAUUCAUUGAUUAAUUUUUGUAGUGAAAUUUUUGUAGAUAGUGAUGAAAAAAACGAUAAACUACUGUCAACUAAUUAUAUCUCAUUACAUGGUCAACAAUUAAAAUGGCCUCGAUCCAUUUGUACUCUAGCCGAUGGUGAUCUAAUAGUAUGUGAGCAAGAACAAUGUCGUAUACUACUAUUUAGUAAACAUUUAUUACUUCUAUCUCAUUUUGGAUCUCAUGGACGAGGUCUUUAUGAAUUUGAUCAUCCAUGGGGCGUUGCAUCACUAUCCAAUAGUGAUAUACUAAUUGCAGAUACAAAUAAUAAACGUUUACAAUGUUUUUAUUUAGGUUUUAAUUCACGUUUCAUUCAUAAAUAUACACUUUUAUUCGAUGAAAAACCUUAUUUUGUUUCUACUGAUAUUAAAAAUCGAUUUGUUGUCUCAUGUGAUAAUGGUCUACUACAAUGUUUUACAAAAAAACGAUCACUCAUAUCGAAAAUAGAUCUAUUAAAAUGUUUUCAGAUGAAAUCAGUCACACAACCGUUUUCAGUCUGUAUGGAUAAUAGUGUUGGAUUAUUUGUCGGAUGUAAUCAAACAAAGUGUAUCUAUCAUAUGACAUUUCAAUGUGGAAUAUUACAAAAAUUUAUUAUUAGUGAUAUUACUGGAAGUAAUUUUAUUGGUGUCUCACAAUUUAUUUAUAAUCGAAAUCAACUUAUUUUAUUAGAUACAUUAAAUUCUCUUAUUUAUACCUUAACAGUUAAUCCGGCUGCUGCAGAAUAUGAUAGUAUUGGCGUUGAAGAACCAUUAAGUAAUAAAAUUAUUUUAAAAAAAUCGGAUAAUCUCAAUUUUCCACAAUCCAUAUGUUUAAGCCCCGAAGGACAUUUGAUUGUAACUGAAUGUAGUAUAAAUACAAGACAUUCGAUAAAAAUAUAUCGAUUUUAUGAUUGUAAAUGUCACACCAGAAGUACAACAACGUUUAAUAGUAGUACUAGAUCAUUAUCAAACGAACAGUAA
Molecule: messenger RNA, 2316 nt
Organism: Didymodactylos carnosus
Lineage: Eukaryota; Metazoa; Rotifera; Eurotatoria; Philodinida; Philodinidae
Source: the annotation of a GenBank genome assembly